GUGGGAGGAUAACUUGAGCCCAUGAGUUCGAGGUUACAGCGGGCUAUGAUCUCAUUGUCACUGCAUUCCAGCCUGAGUGAAGAGCAAGACCCUAGCUCUCUAAAGAAAACCAACCAAACAGCCAGGCACAGUGACUCACUCCUAUAAUCCCAGCACUUGGGGAGGACGAGGUGUGUGGAUCACAUGAGGUCAGGAGUUCAAGACCAGCCUGGCCAACGUGGUGAAACCCCGUCUCUACUAAAAAUACAAAAAUUAGCCAGGCGUGGUGGUGGGCGCCUGUAGUCCCAGCUACUCGAGAGGCUGAGGCAGGAGAGUUGCUUCAACCUGGGAGGCGGAGGUUGCAGUGAGCAGAGAUCUCACCACUGCACACCAGCCUGGGCAACAGAGCGAGACUGUCUCAAACAACAACAACAACAACAAAGCCAACCAAACAAGCACUUAGAAUGAUGCCUGGCACAGAGUAGUAGGGGGCAAAAAGACAAGCUGGACCCUGAGGAUGUCUUCACGGCAUAGAAGUGUGAGGGUGGCUGGCUGGAGCCGGGAGCCUGAGCUGCACACAGUCCUCCUCCAAAAGAGCCUGGGGAGUCUGGGAGAGGUUCAUCCACAGAAGCAUCCACGGGCCAGGACCUCUGGCCAGCUGCCUAGGCCCUCCCCGGGGAGGCAUGCUAGCCUCCAGCUCUAGCCCCGGAUGCACGGAGGCUUUCCCAAGGUGCUGGAAGUGCCGCUUCCUUCAAUAGAGCCUGGCUUCCCCUUCCCAGCCCCCUUGGUCUGAUGUGAAUGGACACUUCCUGCGGGGGCAGGUAUCAAUAAACACAUCUGAGAUGCCCUUUGUCCUCACUGGCCAGAAAGCCCCAGGGCAGACUUGCUGGCUUCAGGCCCUGAGCCUUUGCCUUGUGACGCUUCCUUUCUUAGCCUUAGCAGACCCAGUCCUGAUUGAUCCAUGCCUCUGUUUCCCUCUGCAUCUUGAUAAAGACAGAACAUAGUCUGUUCCUGCAGCCCCAGCCCCAGCCUGUGGACCAUCCUGGGGGAUGGGGCCUGGCGGGGAGCUGGAACCAGGUCCCAUUCUCUUUGGGAUGUCCUGUGAGACCAAGGACGGGACCUUUUGCAUCUAGUGCAGGGCCAGCCACAGCAGGCAAUUAAUAACUGUUUACUUCACAACCCCUAGCAGCUGGUCAGAGUUCAGCUGUUCGGGUGGGGCUUCCUAGGCCCGACUAACCAAGCUUGGGUCCCACCUCCAAAGACUAGGGCGUUGCCUUGGCGACUGUGGGCUAAGCUCACGCCCCGUCAUGAAAAAUACACAGGCCUGUCCACACCCACACACACCCAUCCCGUGCACACUCACAGGGGUCACCCGGGGCCUGCUGAGUGGAGAGAGGUGAAGGUCACAAAAACUGGCAUCUGAGAAGAUGCCAACAAGAGUUCCUUUCCCUUGUACUGGGACAGAAACAUCUGAGGGUGCCACAGCUAGAAAUCACAGGCACAGGUCCAGGCCCAAGUUCUGAGCAGAUGCCCCUGAUGGAACUCUGCAUCCCCACAGCCUCCCUGCCUGGGCCUGGCCCAUGUUAGGACCUUGGUAAAUAUUUGCGGCAUGAAAGAAUGAUGUUUUCAGCUUGGGUCUGAGGCAGAGCAGGAAUGUUGCACGGAGGGCGUGGAGGUCAAUGCACGGUCAGUUCAUUUUUUCUGAAUAGCUGAAGGAUGAGGCAUCAGCCCCGCCUGCCCACUGGAGGGUUCUGGAGAGGUGGGUGGCUCUUCCUGUCUGCAGUACUGGCCUGUCCACAGUGUGAAUCUCAGCUCAGUCACACAGCGCUGUGUAGCCUUGGGCAAGUCACUUCUCUGAGUCUGUUUCCUCAUCUUUAAAAUGGGGAUGAUACCACCCAUGUUGGGAGUGUUAUGAGAAUUAAAUGUGACAGGUAUAAGAUGCUCAGCAAGUGCCUAGCACAUAAUACAUGGUCAUAAGACAGCUCUUCCCUCCUGCCCACAGUAUUUUAGAGCUGGAGGGGGCCUCUGAACAUGGGGCAGCCCUCAGGUUAAGAUGAAGAAAGGGAGGCUCAGAGAAGGGUGGGAUCUGCCCAAGGGCACACAAUGAGGGCACAACUAAGUGGACACUGAGGCCCCAGGACGUUGCAAUCCAAACGAGAGUUUUAUUCUUGAGACUCAGGCUUUCCCAGGUUCACGGCACUCUUCCUCUAGGUGGCCCUGCCUCCUUGCCUAGUGGCAGGUGGUGGGUGGGGGGCGGGGUCCUGGGUCUUGACAGAAGCAUGGCAACCGGACGGUUCCGCCUGGCACAUGCUCAGGCCCAGGCCCCGGGUCAUUUUCCUGUCCCACAUGCUUUUGGCCACCCUGGAGCCAGGGGCUUUCCUCCCCACCCACUUUCCCCGGUCUCCGACAAUGACCCAGGUGUCCGAAAGGAUCUGCUCCUGACAAUAAGCAACAUCCUCUUGCCAAAGAAUUGUAAUUUUAGCCGGGCUGCACAGCUUCCCUGACAACACACAUGCAUGUGCACAGAUGUGGAGUCCGCGAGGCACGUGCAGGCCCCUCUGCGCGCUGUGUGCUGCCCCUCUCGCCCACGCCAUGCCUUCGAGUGUCCUCCUAAGGACAGGCUGCCGUGGGCCUUGUCCCAGCUGGAGUCUCAGACACAGUAAAUGGAGUGUUUUCUGGCCUUCCCUCCCUCCCCAGGACAAACCCCCAUGGACCCUUGGUUUGUCCUGGACAAUCUCCUGUCUGGCCCUCUUGCUUGAAACUGAGCAUCCUCCCCUGCUCCCCAAACUUGAAUCCUAGGACAGCUUCUCCUUUUUUCUAAAAGGGGAACAACUCCUUUGGGACCUGUGGGAUGGGUGGCCAGUGUGUGAGGGGUGAGGAGGUGUGGGAGAUUGAGCAAUGUCCCCUCUCCCGUACACCCUGAACUCUGCUUUCUCUCUGAUGCCCCCACCCCCCUGCGCAUCUCAAGGAAGUUGCCUCCAGGGGAGAACAUCCCUUCCCCACUGCUGCGGGUGCUAUGGGUACAAUCCUGGGGUCAUUAACCCCACUGCUUAGACCCUGAGGGCUCCCAGCCUGGUGCCCUGCCCCACCUUGUUCACAGGGACACUCAGGCCAACAACCACGCUAGCCCCACUUGUCCACACCUCUGUCCACUUGAGGGCCCCCAACCCCACCCAGCUCAGCUUUGCGCAUCUUGCUUUGGCCGCCAGCUCUACUCUGCCUGCCCUGCCCUACCCACCUCUGGCCUGCAGCCCCGCGUCUGCUGAGCCAGCCCUUCGGCCAGCCCCCAAGGUGUGUGUGCUGGUGGUAAAUACUACCGUAGCUGAAGCUGGAGCUGAAUUCAGCUCCCAGCCCUGGGGUGGCUCUGGGGUAGGAGUUGAUGUCAGGCAAAGGGAGAAAGGGGCAGAAGCUGGGAGAGGUGCUGGUGGGACCUGCCACAUGGCCUGCUGGGGAAGGGGGCAGCACAGGGCCCCCUUGGAGCAGGUUUUGUUUCUUCCUGGGAGCACGUGGGAGAGCCCUUUCCCUGGGUCCUCCUCACUUCUGUUUCCUGGCAGAGCCAUAGUUUUGCAGCUACACCCACCCCAUUCAGGUGUGAAGCGGGGACGUCCAGGCCAGCAUGGACAAAACCAGGGGCACAGCCAAGCUUCCUGGGGCUCCUUUUCCACUGAGCCUGCUGCAGGGGUAAGGGCAGUGGGUUAGCAGUCAGAGGAGAGUUGGCUAGUCCCUGCACUGCCAGGCUUCCCCUGGGGACCCUGGGUGGAUCAUCUCUCUUGAGUCUGUGGGUCAGAUUUGUAGCAUAAUGGGUUUGGGCAGUAGAGUCCCACACCAGCUAGCCCAAGGAGCCACACUCCUUCAUCACAAACUCAAAUGUCCAUAGGACCAAGAAACCAUGGUGAGAGAGUGAAGCAGGCCAGGUGGAAUUAUUAGGGAGUAGUACGGACUGUGGCAAACUGGAGUGCCGGUGUCCCCCAAAAGCUGCUACUGAGCCCCAGCUGACAGUUGCCCUGUGGGAAAGCUGGUUUAGCGUUAUCUUCUGAUUUUCUAAGGAGAGCUGGAAGUCAGAAUUUUCAUGUCAAAUUCCUGGUUUUUAAAUGUUGUCAUCUCAAGAAAAUUAAAAAGAUUUUGAGGAUCGAAUGAAAUAUGUGUGAAGGCUGGAUGUGGCCUGUGGGCUCCCAGUUUCUGGAUGUUUUUCAUCAGUAUAGUGUCUACGUGCCUGAGUUUAAUUCUAGUUCUAGCACUUGCUUGCUGUGUGAUCCUCAGUGAGUUACAUAAGUUCUCUGUGCCUUAGUUUCUUCAUCAGUGAAAUGGGAAUAAAAACAAUACCUUAUGGCAUUGUUAGAUAUGCCCAUGAAACCCUUAGCAUAGUGCACGACACAUGCUGUGUCUUCUUAUUACGGUUCUGCAUGGAUCCUGCGUUACCUGAAGUCCCCCAUGCUCCAGGCUUUGAGUUCAUACUCUCUGGAACUUUGGAACUUCAGUCCAACCACUUUCCCUUUCUGGGUCUCUGUGUUUCUGCCUGAAAAGGAGACCUGUAUCUUGCCAAAGAAGUUCUGAAAUCUCUGCUCACCCUGACAAUGACUCCAAAAAUCUGGGGCUCCCAGACUUGGAUCUCUGCCUAAAACUCCACUCCUGCAGACAUCCCGUUUGGGGCUUUGGUGCCUUUGGAGACUCUUCUUUAAAUACAAGCGCCCCAGGAUCGGACCACAAGUUGUUAUCAGUCAUUCACACCUUAGCAGGAAAGACUUUAAAGCUGGCUUCUCCAUCCCACUGUGCUUCUCACUCCUAGGAGGCACUUCUUGACUUGCUGAAUGAAUUAGAGACCUGUCUAGCUCCCAAGUGCCAAGCAUCAACUACUCACAUGGCACUUACAGAACACUUCAUGUGAAUUAUUACUAACCCUUGCCUCAACUCUGCCAGGGAGAUGUUUUCAUUUCUGGGAAAAACAUCUGUGAGUGAGGAGUUGGGGCUCAGCAUCUAAGUGGCUCACAGCUACUGGUCCAAUGCAGGCUGGCCAGCUCCAGAAGCCCCACCAGGCUGCCUCCCUCCUGACUGGGCAAGGCUUUCAGCUCUUCUAGUGGGUCCCAGCCUGCCGCUGAGGGUCCUGGGCUCUAAGGGCAGGGAAGGGGCAUCUGAAGGAGGAUGUGGUGUUAUCUUGGUUCUGGGUAGUGCCCCUGGCUGGGCCAAUGAAAAGGAUGUAUCAGUUUGGAUUCUGUACAUAGUUCUAACCCUCCUUCCCUCUCUGCUAGACCCACAACAGCCUGAUAUGCCAUUUGAAAUAAAAAUACUACUGGCUGGGUGUAGUGGGUCACACUUGUAAUCCCAAGACUUUGAGAGGCCGAAGCAGGAGAAUUGCUUGAAGCCAGGAGUUCAAGGCCAGCCUGCGCAACAGAGGGAGACCCCAUCUCAAAAACAAAUAAAUAAAUAAAAAUAAAAAUAACACUAAUGCAUAAUAAUUGUAGCUAUCCCUCAGAUGUCUGCAGAGGGCAUUAGAGCUCAUAUCUUGUGUUCUCGUCUUUCCCUCAUCUAGUCCUCUCACAACCCUGCAUUGUAGCCAAUAGUUUUCUCACUGCACAGAUGAGGAAACUGAGGCUCAUACAGUUAGAUAGAAACGCGGCCUCUAGCCAAUAUUCUGUUUACAAAAGCUCAUGGUUUUGAGGGUCAACCCGAUUAAAUGCUGGAGGAUUGGGAUAAGGGACCAGGGAAUUGCUUCAUUUGCUUGGUGAAAAAAAACAAACAGAACUAGACAGUUUUCUAAGGUUGGCUGGAAGGACGUGCAUGGAUGAGAUGACCUUUCAUAUAUUCUCUGUCCUGGUCCCUCAGACACUGGGUUUUCCCAUUUUCACACUAUCUUGCCUAGGACACCCUUUCUACUGGCUGAAAUCCUAUCUAUGCACCAAGUCCAAAGACUCUCCCUCCUUCAGGAAGUCCCUGACUGUCCCCAGAAGGCUGUUUCCUCCCUCCUCCAAGUGCCCUGAGGGCUGGCACUGGAUUGCCUUUGCCAUGGGAUUCUGCUGUCGGGAAUGCAGGCCUCGUCUGCUCAAGGGGAGGCCAAGCAUUCAGCAUGCAGGUCCGGUGGCAGCCUUCAAGGUCGCCACGCCGUAUUCCCUGUACGUCUGUCCCGAGGGGCAGAACGUCACCCUCACCUGCAGGCUCUUGGGCCCUGUGGACAAAGGGCACGAUGUGACCUUCUACAAGACGUGGUACCGCAGCUCGAGGGGCGAGGUGCAGACCUGCUCAGAGCGCCGGCCCAUCCGCAACCUCACGUUCCAGGACCUUCACCUGCACCACGGAGGCCACCAGGCUGCCAACACCAGCCACGACCUGGCUCAGCGCCACGGGCUGGAGUCGGCCUCCGACCGCCAUGGCAACUUCUCCAUCACCAUGCGCAACCUGACCCUGCUGGAUAGCGGCCUCUACUGCUGCCUGGUGGUGGAGCUCAGGCACCACCACUCGGAGCACAGGGUCCACGGUGCCAUGGAGCUGCAGGUGCAGACAGGCAAAGAUGCACCAUCCAACUGCGUGGCGUACCCAUCCUCCUCCCAGGAGAGUGAAAACAUCACGGCUGCAGCCCUGGCUACGGGUGCCUGCAUCGUAGGAAUCCUCUGCCUCCCCCUCAUCCUGCUCCUGGUCUACAAGCAAAGGCAGGCGGCCUCCAACCGCCGUGCCCAGGAGCUGGUGCGGAUGGACAGCAACAUUCAAGGGAUUGAAAACCCCGGCUUUGAAGCCUCACCACCUGCCCAGGGGAUACCUGAGGCCAAAGUCAGGCACCCCCUGUCCUAUGUGGCCCAGCGGCAGCCUUCUGAGUCUGGGCGGCAUCUGCUUUCGGAGCCCAGCACCCCCCUGUCUCCUCCAGGCCCCGGAGACGUCUUCUUCCCAUCCCUGGACCCUGUCCCCGACUCUCCAAACUUUGAGGUCAUCUAGACCAGCUGGGGGACAGUGGGCUGUUGUGGCUGGGUCUGGGGCAGAUGCAUUUGAGCCAGGGCUGGCUCUGUGAGUGGCCUCCUUGGCCUCGGCCCUGGUUCCCUCCCUCCUGCUCUGGGCUCAGAUACUGCGACAUCCCAGAAGCCUAGACCCUCAACCCCUCUGGAUGCUACAUGGGGACGCUGGAUGGCUCAGCCCCUGUUCCAAGGAUUUUGGGGUGCUGAGGUUCUCCCCUAGAGACCUGAAAUUCACCAGCUACAGAUGCCAAAUGACUUACAUCUUAAGAAGUCUCAGAAUGUCCAGCCCUUCAGCAGCUCUCGUUCUGAGACAUGAGCCUUGGGAUGUGGCAGCAUCACUGGGACAAGAUGGACACUGGGCCACCCUCCCAGGCGUAAGACACAGGGCACAGUGGAGAGACUUCUCCCCCACGGCCGCCUUGGCUCCCCGGUUUUGCUCGAGGCUGCUCUUCUGUCAGACUUCCUCUUUGUACCACAGUGGCUCUGGGGCCAGGCCUGCCUGCCCACUGGCCAUCGCCACCUUCCCCAGCUGCCUCCUACCAGCAGUUUCUCUGAUGGUCUGUCAACAGGUUAAGUCAAUCUGGGGCUUCCACUGCCUGCAUUCCAGUCCCCAAAGCUUGGUGGUCCUGAAACGGGAAGUACCUAUUGGGGCAUGGUGGCCACCGUGAGCAAAGGGUGUCUUGGGCAAUCUGAGGCCAGGCCAGAUGUUGCACCACCCACUGGAGAUGGUGGUGAGGGAGGUGGGUGGGGCCUUCUGGGAAGGUGAGUGGAGAGGGGCACCUGCCCCCCGCCCUCCCCAUCCCCUACUCCCGCUGCUCAGCGGGGGCCAUUGCAAGGGUGCCACACAAUGUCUUGUCCACCCUGGGACACUUCUGAGUAUGAAGCUGGAUGCUAUUAAAAACUACAUGGGGAAA
Symphalangus syndactylus (siamang) is the source of this 7831-nucleotide messenger RNA. It is a transcript of the gene VSIR, whose product is annotated as V-set immunoregulatory receptor. Gene Ontology annotation, biological process: regulation of immune response; negative regulation of alpha-beta T cell activation. Lineage: Eukaryota; Metazoa; Chordata; Mammalia; Primates; Hylobatidae. Gene Ontology annotation, cellular component: plasma membrane. The record is from RefSeq and is a predicted model, not a curated record.